Messenger RNA from Neohortaea acidophila, 1419 nucleotides. RefSeq names its product Snf7-domain-containing protein. NCBI's taxonomy places the organism in Eukaryota, Fungi, Ascomycota, Dothideomycetes, Mycosphaerellales, Teratosphaeriaceae. The transcript is spliced from 3 exons. Gene Ontology annotation, biological process: late endosome to vacuole transport via multivesicular body sorting pathway; vesicle budding from membrane. Gene Ontology annotation, cellular component: cytoplasmic side of plasma membrane; ESCRT III complex; multivesicular body. The record is from RefSeq and is a predicted model, not a curated record. The coding region runs from base 1 to 1419 and encodes 472 amino acids.
AUGUCCGAACUCCUCGAAUUCAUCAAAAGCCACGAAGAGGCCUUUCGUAGCCGCGCCCGCCUAGCAUCCCUCUACUCCGACUUCCGCUUCCAGCGCUCCUCCAAUCCAGACGGCUAUCAAGCCAACUCCUCCGCUUGGCUGCGCGCCCUCUCCAAAGCGGCCAGCGCAGGCCUCAUACCCCGACAGAAUCAGGCAUCGGGCCAAUAUGAUCACUUUGCACUCCAUACGGGAGAGGAGUUGCUGAGGGCUUUGGAGACGAGGGAGUUUGGGCGGCCGCUUGCUUUGGGGGCUGCGGUGGAGGAUGCGGUUAAGGGGAAGGAACUGGUGCCGCUGAGGCGGUUUCUGGAUGCGAAGGAGAGUAUUUAUGCUGGGGGUGGGUGGUUGCCGAGGCCGUGGCAGGUGGUGAGUUGGGGAUUGAGGCAGUUGGGGGUUAUUGGGCGGGAGGGGAGUGGAGAGGAUCGACUUGUUGCGGGGGACUUUGUAGUGAUGGCGAAUGUCGAGGCUGCUUCCAAGGCGAUACUAGAGAAAGCCUCCGCCCUCACGUCCUCCUCCAACACCUCCCGCAUCUUCACCACUUCUCUCCUCGCCUCCACCUUCGCCUCCGCCCUCGACCUCCCUCCGCUCACCCAAACCGACCUCUCCAUCCUCCUCACCCACCUCUCCCGCGACAAGUCUGCAAUCACCUACUCCCCAUCCGCGGGCGUCCUCAAAUUCAAAUCCCCCAGCGAAGCCACACCUCAACCCCUCACGAACGAAGACAUCUCGAUCGCCAACCUACGCAGUCUAAUUGCCACCCUCUCCCCUCAAAUUGAAACUCUCACCACCCGCGUCGCAGAGCUGGACACCGCCGCUCGCACAGCAGUAGCAGCGAAACAAACACAAGCAGCCAAACACGCUCUGCGCUCGAAAAAGCUGGCCGAGACGACACUCGCUCAACGCUCUGCUGCCCUGGCGCAACUGGAAGAGGUGUACGCCAGUAUAGAACAAGCGGCGGAUCAGGUGGAGCUCAUCGCUGUUCUGGAGAGCGCAGGCAAGACGCUGAAGGUGCUAAAUGAGCGAACGGGAGGCGUGGAUAAGGUGCAGGAUGUGGUGGAUGGGUUGAGAGAGGAGAGGGCGAACGUGGAGGAGAUUGGGGCUGUGUUGAAUGAGGGGAAUGCAGGGGCGGUGGAUGAGGGAGAGGUGGAGGAUGAGUUUGAGGCGCUGGAGAGGGAGGAGAGGGAGAAGAGGAGGAAGGCUGAGGAGGAGAGGGAGAGGAGGGUUGCGGAGGAGGAGGUGGAGAGGACGAGGAAGAGGUUGGAGGAGUUGGACGAUGUUGCUCCGACCAAGGCUGAAACGCAGAACGAUAAGAUGGAAGGACAGGAUACCGUGAAGGAUGCAAGUGGCGAACCUGCUGCUGCUCCAGUGGCGGAAACGGCAUGA